CGAGCAUCUGGUCAGAUAAACGAACGGUCUAGAUUAACCGAAAUGCGAGUUAUCGUCGAAACAAACGGAUGAAAUCUAGGAGGAGGACAAGACAGGACAGACCUCUUUUAGAUUACAGGAAGAAUCGCGGCCGCGGCGGCCGACGCCUGAAGCUUCUCACAUCUCAACUCACAUGUGUUUUUUUUUUUACAUAAAAAACGUUAAAAGGUCGGAAAAAGAUCGGCCAUUGUCUGAGACUUAGAGCGCCAAUCCAUGAAUUCCCUGCUCAAGUUUCGAAAGCCCUUAAGCUCUUAUCUCACCUCUCUAUCUUUGCACCGCUUCUCCUCGACUCUUAAUUAUGUUUUUGAGGAGACAAAGGAGGCAACGAGCUUUAUACACCCAACUGCAGUCGUUCAUCCAAAGGCUGUGAUUGGCCAGGGUGUUUCAGUAGGUCCUUUUUGCACAAUUGGUUCUUCUGCAAAACUAGGAAAUGGAUGUCACUUGCAUCCGUCAAGCCAUAUUUUUGGAAAUACAGAAUUGGGGAACCACUGCAUUUUGAUGACUGGUGCUGUGGUUGGUGAUGAUCUUCCUGGGCGUACUGUAAUAGGAAGCAAUAGCAUCAUCGGGCAUCAUGCUGUGGUUGGUAUUAAAUGCCAAGACAUGAAGUACAAGUUAGGGGAUGAAUGUUUUCUUGAUAUGGGGGAUAACAAUGAGAUCAGAGAAUUUACUUCGAUCCACCGAUCUUCAAAGUCAAGUGAUAGAACGGUUAUUGGUGAUAACAAUCUUAUCAUGGGGUCUUGUCAUAUUGCACAUGACUGCAAAAUUGGCAACAAUAACAUAUUUGCUAACAGUACUCUCUUGGCAGGCCAUAUCAUUGUGGAGGACUAUGUGCACACUGCAGGAGCAAUUGUUGUUCAUCAGUUUUGUCAUAUUGGUUCGUUUUCUUUCAUCGGUGGUGGAUCUGUGGUUUCACAAGAUGUUCCAAAAUACAUGAUGGUGUCUGGAGGGAGAGCUGAGCUUCGUGGUUUGAAUUUGGAGGGUCUUCGUCGUCGUGGAUUCCAUGUCACAGAGAUUAGGAGUCUGAGAACAGCUUACAGAAAAAUUUUCAUGCCCAGCAACUCAAAUUCUAUGGCUUUUGAUGAGCGUCUUUCUGAAGUGAUUUCACAUGACAACAUUCACAUUUUCAAGCUUUGUAUUCUAGCAUGUAGCAGAUAUAGCAUGAAUACCAGUCCAAGAAGCUCUGGCUUGUUUCGCAGUGGUUUGAUCUUUUGUUCUCGGAUAUAUAUAUAUAUAUAUAUAUAUAUUUAUAUAGACACACACACACACAUUGAGUGAAGCUGCUAUUGGUUUAAUCACAUUCAGCUACACAUUUGUCAACCUGUUGGCUAAGAUAUAGUCCGUAUUCUUAUCAAGCAGAUUUCAGCACUCUUUACCUCUGCCCUCAACAUCAAGAAUACAAAUUUUGGGAAUUUUCUUUUCUUGUUUUCUUUCAGUUUGUAGUUAUGUACUACUACAUGGCCAAAGUUGCUGACUUGUGUUCCAUAAGUUCGCUCAUUUUAUAUCAAAAUGAUGUCUGGUUUAUUGAAGAUGGAUGAAGAAGGUUCAUCAUGUUCUCUUGCCUUUUAUGUCAUAGUUACAUUUAAGUAUUCUACACGAUUUGGUUUUGGGAUAAUUUAAUGAUGAAAUCGUACUUUGAGAGAAACAUGGUCCCUUUUCUUUCAUGGUUUCCAUGGCGUUUUCAUUGUUGAAACAAGCCAAUAGCAUCUGCUUGAUGUGUUUUGCUUCGUGGUAAAGCAUGAUCCUGCUCUGAAUAUAAGCAGGUUUUCUUUUUGAGGAAAACAACCCACUUUUUCUUUUCAGUAUUUUCUUUUGUCCCAUUAAAAAGCCACUGAUCAUUAGUUGAACUGUCUUUUUUAUACUUUUGUUCCUUCACCUGCACACUCUACCA
Durio zibethinus is the source of this 1927-nucleotide messenger RNA. It is a transcript of the gene LPXA, whose product is annotated as bacterial transferase hexapeptide repeat-containing protein. NCBI's taxonomy places the organism in Eukaryota, Viridiplantae, Streptophyta, Magnoliopsida, Malvales, Malvaceae. Gene Ontology annotation, molecular function: acyl-[acyl-carrier-protein]-UDP-N-acetylglucosamine O-acyltransferase activity. Gene Ontology annotation, biological process: lipid biosynthetic process. The record is from RefSeq and is a predicted model, not a curated record.